UUCCCCUUUACUAUGUAGAGCGUUUUGAGUUCCCGUAGAAAAGCGCUAUAUUAAUCCACUCAAUUAUUAUUAUGUUUGUUACAAUUAUCAUAGGACUGGUUGUCCAUUGGACAAAAAAAUGCUACUGAAUGUUGUGUACAUUUGUUGAAUAGCAUCCAAGCUUGCCUCCCAUUCGAUAGAAUUAGAGCAGUUGGUCAUCGAUUUUAGUGAUGUCAGUAGGUACUGCUUUUUUACGGUGGCAAUUAAUGAGAUUGGGCAAUGCAUUUGGCAUUGGACUGGGCAGCAGCGUGUCGAAAAAAACUAGCAAGCUGAGGCUACUCAGGCACACGGGCGACUAAGAAAGGAACUUGAAUACUUAUUUACAUUGGAAAAUGGGAUCAGAUUAAUGAGUCACUCCCAUGGGGCUCUACAGAGGAACGUUGUCCACCACCGCCGGCCCCCAUCUCCCCCACCCACUCAACCUCCUCAGCCUCCCCUCUACAGACAUCAUGAAAUGGGCUGUAUCUGAAUGGCACUUAAUAUGGAUUUGUAUUCAGUACAGCAGCCAGGAGUGAAGAGAACGAAUCUCUUACAAAGCCGCGUUUUGCCACGCAGCCUUAUGAAUUGCUGUCAAAAGUACCUCGAAAGAACUAAAGAAAAACAGGAUUUUUCCUGUUGCUGUUUAGAAAGACGUCCUCUGAUUGAACAUAAAGGGGAAACUACAGUUGCCUCAGAUCGGACAGCACCAUAAACUACAUUAAGGCCUUAGGGGAACAGUGAUACCUUCUAUCUCCAUGCGACCAUGGUCCCCCAGAAGGCUGACUUGGACAUUUUGCCAGGUCAGGAUGUGGUGGAGAUGCCAGUGAAGAAGCGGGACGAGGAGAGUCCUGAUGGGUCUCUGGUUGAGGGUGCAGGGGGGGGGCGUAUCCCCCUGCGCAAGUGGGUCAUGCAUGGAGCUGUCAUGUUCGGACGAGAGUUCUGCUACGCCAUGGAGACAGCCCUGGUCACACCAGUCUUACUGCAAAUAGGUCUUCCAGAGCAGUACUACAGCCUGACAUGGUUCCUGAGCCCCAUCCUGGGCCUGAUCCUCACCCCUCUCAUUGGUUCAGCCAGCGACCGCUGCACCCUGAAAUGGGGCCGCAGGAGACCCUUCAUCCUGGCACUCUGUGUGGGGGUGUUACUGGGAGUCUCUCUCUUCCUCAAUGGGUCCCUCAUAGGAUUAGCCCUCGGGGACGUUCCCAACAGUCAGCCCGUUGGGAUAGUGCUGACGGUGUUGGGUGUGGUGCUACUGGACUUCAGUGCAGACGCCUCAGAGGGGCCUAUCAGAGCCUACCUGUUGGAUGUAGCCGACACAGAGGAGCAGGACAUGGCCCUCAACAUACAUGCCUUCUCUGCAGGGCUGGGAGGAGCGGUCGGCUACAUGCUGGGUGGCCUGGACUGGACCAGCACCAUCCUGGGCACGGCCUUCAAGUCCCAGGAGCAGAUCCUGUUUGUGUUUGCUGCCGUCAUCUUCACCAUAUCUGUGAUUCUACACAUGUUCAGUAUCAAGGAGGAGAGUUUUGAGGCUCGUGAUGACACUCCGGGAGAGGGAGACUCCGACAGCCUGUCCUCUUCAGGAAAACUGAAGGGGGGCUUGGCAGGGCCUCGUAGUAUACCCCAGCUGGACAUUAUAGGAGAGGAGGACGCCCAGUCAACGAGAGAGGUCUUCAUCAACGUGGACAGGGUGAGGAGUAAGAGUGACUCGGUGCUGGCCAUGCCUGACGCCACCAUUGAGCUGGACUCCGACCUGGACCAGGACGGUCAUUUCCUGGCCGACAUCGAGCCCUCCAUCUUCCAGGACUACCCCCAGGACCACCCCCAGGACUUCUACCCAGGCACCCCUCAGACACACUACAGCGGUUCGGGCAUCCAGGACCAGGAAGGUCCCCAGCCCCAGGUCCAGGCAGACAGCCAGCUGCCCCUCUUCCUUCAGGACCCCUCCCCCUACUACAGCAGGGAGUACAUGUUGCUUGACAACCAGGCCAACCAGGGAGCCAAGGGCCUCAACGGGGCCACGGCAGUCCCCUCCAACCACACGGCCCGCGGUGCCAACAGCCAGGGCCGUAUGCCAGGCAUGAGGCCGUCCAACACCAGCACCACCGCCGGCUCACGCCGCUUCCCCCACACUUUCUACCGCCAGCCCUCAUUUACAUUCUCUUACUAUGGCCGCGUGGGUUCAGCACGCUACCGCCACCGCAGAAACACCAUGGGCAAUCCGGCCGGCACCAACCUCCGCAUCAAGGCCUCGCAGAGCAUGAACGACAUCUUCGAGCACAUGCAGAGGCGGCAGGAGAGGAGGGAGCUCCAGCAGAGCAGCAGCACGCUGUCCAGCGGUGACUCUGAGAGCGACGACAGGGCCGAGGGGGGUACCACGGUCAAGCUGCUGUGGCUGUCCAUGCUGAAGAUGCCCCCCCAGCUGCAGAGGCUCUGCGUCUGUCAUCUCCUCACCUGGUUCUCUAUCAUCGCUGAGGCAGUCUUCUACACAGACUUCAUGGGACAGGUCAUCUAUGCUGGAAAACCCACAGCUCCUGCUAACUCCACUGAACUGCAGAACUACCAUAAAGGGGUUCAGAUGGGCUGCUGGGGACUGGUUGUCUAUGCUGCUACCGCUGCAGUCUGCUCAGCUGUGCUCCAGAAGUACCUGGACAACUACGACCUGAGCAUUAAGGUAAUCUACAUCCUGGGUACUCUGGGCUUCUCCCUGGGAACCGCAGUCAUGGCGAUCUUCCCUAACGUCUACGUUGCCAUGGUGAUGAUCAGUACCAUGGGCAUCAUCUCCAUGAGUAUCUCCUACUGCCCCUACGCUCUGCUGGGCCAGUACCACGAGAACAAGCAGUACAUCCACCACAGUCCGGGGAACUCGCGACGAGGCUUCGGCAUCGACUGUGCCAUACUGUCGUGCCAGGUGUACAUUGCCCAGAUCCUGGUUGCGUCUGCGCUGAGCGCGGUUGUGGACGCGGUGGACAGCGUGCGGGUCAUCCCAAUGAUGGCCUCUGGAGGCUCCUUCCUUGGCUUCCUCACCUCCACCUUCCUGGUCAUCUACCCAGCCUCCUCUACUCCCACCACCACGCAGGACCAGGAGGGUUAUGGAGAGGAAGGGGCUCAGGCCCUGGUGGCCCCAGAACCAGGCCCCAGCGGUAGCAGUAUGCAAGAGCCAGUAGUCCUGCUCAAAACGACGCCCAAGGGCAGCAGCAGCACAGCAAACCACGAGUCCACUAUUUAACGAAGAAGAAGAGGGGCACGGACAAAAUACUGGUGGCAUCUCAAUAGUCAUAAAGUGGCUUCCUCUCUGUCUCGUUUCUUUCGUCUGCACAGAUAUCUAGUGGAGAAAGACUGUGAACAAACCUUAACACUCACUAGUCGCACAAGUGGCAGUGGGAUGGACUGUUCCAUUGAACACAUUGUUGUGCAAUUCUUGACAUAUGGCUGUUGUACAGAGGCCUUGUGUUUUUCUCCUCCUCAUGGGGUUCUAGAGUUUGUGGUUUCACUGGUUGCAUCCCAAAUAGCACUACUUUUGACCUGGGUCCAUAAGGCUCUGGUCAAAUGUAGUGCACUAAACAGGGAAUAGGGUGCCAUUUGGGUCUCAUUCACUGUUUGAAAGACCUGCAGGAGGCAAUAUCAGACUAUCCACCUCAUACACAUAGGAUCUAAUGCUGGACUCUCUUUUUAGUCAUACACAUAGGAUCUAAUGCUGGACUCUCUUUUUUACUCAUACACAUAGGAUCUAAUGCUGGACUCUCUUUUUUACUCAUACACAUAGGAUCUAAUGCUGGACUCUCUUUUUUACUCAUACACAUAGGAUCUAAUGCUGGACUCUCUUUUUUACUCAUACACAUAGGAUCUAAUGCUGGACUCUCUUUUUUUAGUCAUACACAUAGAAUCUAAUGCUGGACUCUCUUUUUUUAGUCAUACACAUAGAAUCUAAUGCUGGACUCUCUUUUUUUUAUUCAUACACAUAGGAUCUAAUGCUGGACUCUUUUUUUAGUCAUACACAUAGGAUCUAAUGCUGGACUCUUUUUUUUAGUCAUACACAGGAUCUAAUGCUGGACUCUUUUUUUAGUCAUACACAGGAUCUAAUGUUGGACUCUUUUUUUAGUCAUACACAUAGGAUCUAAUGCUGGACUCUCUUUUUUAGUCAUACACAUAGGAUCUAAUGCUGGACUCUUUUUUUAGUCAUACACAGGAUCUAAUGUUGGACUCUUUUUUUAGUCAUACACAGGAUCUAAUGCUGGACUCUCUUUUUGUCUUAAAUGUGACUUGGACUAUUUCUGUAGAUGGUUGUUUAGACUGCACAUGUGAAUAUUUUCACUGCAUUUCUACGUUGAAAACAUGUUUUGUUGAUUUUAUUUUGUGAUUGUACAAAAUGGUUGGAAUGACCGAAACGUAGUUUCCCCACAGACAGAAUGCUAUAGGAGUCUCUCUCUUACUGUGACCUCACUAAAGAUGCUGCAGCCACAGAGGAUCCAGUUCAGAACAAUAUAGGUCUCUAUCUUACUGUGACCUCACUAAAGAUGCUGCAGCCACAGAGGAUCCAGUUCAGAACAAUAUAGGUCUCUCUCUUACUGUGACCUCACUAAAGAUGCUGCAGCCCACAGAGGAUCCAGUUCAGGGUCAUUCAGUUACAUUCCCUAUUAUAAACACCCUCCACUAACUGUAUUUCUACUGUCUAUUGACAUGUAUAUCAUGAAAACACUCAGGGGUAGUAUACAGCACAGAAAUGCUGCAUCAGACAAUAUGAUGUCCAGGUUUCACCAAAGGUCCAAAGAACCAUUCAGGACAUAACUUUUUGUAGCUCAUAUUUGCCAUUGACUGGGUUGAGUGGCCUAUAGCCUACUGUUUAUAUUACAGAGUUGGAUAAACAUUUUCAGCCUUAAGAUAAUAAAAUGCUGAAGUGAUGAUGCUUACAUGCUAACGCAUUAAUGUUUUAAAAGGGAUAAUUUUGUAAUAAUCCAUUAUAGUAUGCUGCAUGGAAGGAUACUAGAUUUCAUACUACAACUAGUACUUAAAAAUGGUCUAUGACCAUAAGAUGCCUUUGGGCCCAUCCAGCAUUGAAGAAACCCUAUACUGUGCUGCAGUAAGUGUCCCUCUGUUGUUCUGAACCAUCUGCUCCACAGGGUAACAUACAAUAAAAGCUGUUAUGUUUAACAACUGCAAAAGCUGCACAAUAAACUUUAAGAACUUUAA
This is a messenger RNA of Coregonus clupeaformis (lake whitefish), 5202 nucleotides long. RefSeq names its product solute carrier family 45 member 4-like. Gene Ontology annotation, biological process: transmembrane transport. Bases 782 to 3241 code for a protein of 819 amino acids. The record is from RefSeq and is a predicted model, not a curated record. Gene Ontology annotation, cellular component: membrane. NCBI's taxonomy places the organism in Eukaryota, Metazoa, Chordata, Actinopteri, Salmoniformes, Salmonidae. Gene Ontology annotation, molecular function: sucrose:proton symporter activity. The transcript is spliced from 8 exons.